This is a messenger RNA of Symbiodinium sp. CCMP2592, 12135 nucleotides long. The record is from the annotation of a GenBank genome assembly. NCBI's taxonomy places the organism in Eukaryota, Dinophyceae, Suessiales, Symbiodiniaceae.
AUGACCAGGAAGAUUCGAAGCUGCCAGUUUGAGUAUUGGCAUCGGCACCAAAACAUAGCGACAGUGACCGGCGUGCACGAGCCAGACGAGCUCGCACCCGGGCCUCCCUUCGACAAGGCCAAGCGAGGUGGGCAGGCCAGAGAGGACGUGGAGGAUCCACAAUGGCGAGACCAUUUGUGGCGUGGAGCUUACUCUCCUUCGCAACGUCCCUGGCGUGCCUAUGCGGACAAGGGGAAGCACGAGAAGGAGCAGCCUGCUCCCUUGAAGUUUCCUACAUAUCAAUCUAUGACUGUUCGAGAACCUGCCAAUGGGCCUGGGAAGGGUGCUGGCAAGCCCUCGAGCACACCGAUCGAAGAGGGCUCGGUCAUGGGCCUUCAGCCUGUGCUGAACAUGGCAAGGAAAGCCGAAUUACGGGUGCAGCGGCUCAUCGCUCACAGAGACCGCGCCCGUCGGCAAUGGGAAGCCUACGAUGCCGAGCUGAAGCAGACGUUCAUACGCGAAAAGAAGAAAUUCUCUGCGAACAUGGACCGUCUGAGCAAGGAUAUCACGGAAGCCUUGCAGGCUCAGGAUGUCGCCCGACGCGCAGUUUGCCAAACUGUGAAUGGCCAGCCUGUGGCCCAGGCAGAGACUGCUGCCGAGGAGGAUAUGGAAUGGGAGCGCACUCGUUCGACGUGGGAGCAAGACGAGGGCACCGAUUUGCAUGGUGUUCUGCAACGGGCAAUGACCCAUGCCGAUGCGGCGGAGGGACUCAUGAGGUCCCAACUGCCCUGUGGUGCCCCUCCUGGCUUUGGUAUUCCAGAUGCUGCAACGCCGGGCCCGGGUGUUGCCCCGGCUCCUGCUCCUGUUCAGGCUUUGCCAGCAAAUCCUCUCCUGGCACCACCUGGCAUUCAGGCCCAGAUUUUGCGUAUGGCGGACGAGAUGCGUGCUGCCAGUGUGGCCCCUGGUCUGGACCCCUACCUUGGCGCGGUCCUGCACGAUCGAUACCAAGGUUCACCCAGCAGCGCAUACCUCAAGGCACAAGGCCCGUCGACAUCGCCAUCGGCCAGGGUACAACCUUACGAGACCGGUGCACCUGUGUCGGACCGCCGGGAGCCGGAUGGUCUCUCCUUGGCAGCCCGUGUGGAACAGAAGCGUGGUGUAGGUGGUGGUGUGGCCAUGCGGCCUUUUGGUCUGCCGCCAACCGCACCGCCGCCGGCCCCAGGUUUUGUCAGCAUCAAUGGUGUCGCACAGCAGAUCCCCAUCGCCUCCGACGACGAAUUGGAUACUGCAAAUGCGGCCCAGGAUGCUGGCGAGCCCCCUCCUCAGCCGAGUGGACACGGGCCUAUGGAUGGCGACUCUUCUUUCAAGUCCCUCUCUGCCAUGGUCGCACUCCCGUGCGAGGUGCUCGACCAUAGGAUGCUGGGACUACAUUCCCUGGCAUCUGUUCCUCGCUUUCCUUUGCCUGUGCUGGCCGAGGAGAACGUCUGCAAUCUUGCCAACCGGGACCUGCCAUCUUGGCCCCUCUCGCAACAGACUGAGGGCUCUGACUUGGGUUUGCACCUCUCCGCGUGCUGGGUGGGGGUUCUGUGCACCCUGCUUGCAUUCUUGGCCGCCACUUGUGCCGUCUCGGGUGCGGUUGAGCUUGGUGCUAACAUGUGGGGGCGGUCUUUGCAGUUCCUCACCACACCCGACCCUGGCACCUCCCAAGGCUUCGUCGUUGAGGCCGUCUUCCCGCGUUACCGUGCCUUCGCCUCCGCAUUGGCUUAUUGCGUUUGGGUGCAUCAAGGUUUCGGUUUCGAUGAUUUUGUCUCCAGGGCUCACGGGGCAGUAAUUGGCGUGGGGUUUUGCCUUCUACUGCUCUUGGGCUGGUUCAUGCUCCCACCCUCGCGCGCUCGACAUUGCGCCACGGUGUCUGCAGUGCGAUCAAUGCGCCCUCCCUCUUUUGCGUCGGUGCUGAUACCACUGGGGAUUUGCAGCUCCCCGCGUUGGCAACUCUCUGUCGGUCUUGGCCUUGUUUCCUGCCGACGCCCAGCCACGCGGACCACCAAUGCAAGGGCGCGCAAGUUGGCCUCGCCGUGCUUUUGGCGUCUCUUGCUUAGCCUUUUCAGCGUUGCGCUCUUGCCAGAGCCUGUCAGUGCAAUGCCCCCGGGUUUAUUUCCGGAUGAGCCUGGAGAGGAGUGGUCAGACCAGCCCGCUGGCUGGCCAUGGAUGCGCGGGGACAGCCGACCGGACCCUCUCCCACCUGCCGUUCGCCCUCUCGUUCUGCCGGUUGCAGCCGACACUGUAGAAGUGCGAAUUGGAGCAUAUGUGGUCUCCCCUUUCUUUGCGCCUGAGUGCCUGGAGCUCGAUGCGCAGUUACCAUGUGAGCAGAGGGAUAUAGAGCGCCAGGUUUCACGGCGACUUGACUUCCUGCGCCUCCCCUUUAGCGAUUCAUUAAUCGCUGCCAGUGUUCAACCUUGGCGCUCUUGCCUGGUCUUCUUGGUGUACCCCGAGUGGACAACGUAUGCCGGUCUCACGGCAGUCGUGCUCGACCUCAGCCGUAUGCAGCCCGGUUGCCAAGGCCCCAUUACUGCGUGCUUUCUUACACGUCCAACGACGAGAAGUGAAAUGCUCAGGGAAGCGGGCCUGUACUCCAUGCCGGCCGGCUGCCGCUUCUUCGUUGGGGAUAGUUUGGAGCCUAUCACUGAUGAUGAGCCAGUUUGGCUACAUAACGGUGAUGUUCUCAAGCUUGUGCGUCAUGAUGAUGGGCCCGACGCCAUGCCAGGUAUUCAAUGGCGGCUGCAACGAAGAGAAGCUUGGCCGCUUCCUCCAGCUUUCCCCACCGUACGGCAGCCACGUGCCGUGAUGCUGUUGCAUCACACGGGCCGUUCCCUCUUCAGUCGACACGAUCCAGCCUUAGGAUCGGUCGACGUUGCAGCAGCGACCUUUGUGGGUGUUGAUCGGAACUCUGUGACCUUCCAUGCACCGCCUGAUGGUUUUCUGGAGCACCUGUCAUAUCGGGGAUCUAACGUCCGAAGUGUCCUGGCUCUUGUUGAAAAGAACCCAGACGGCUCCCAGGAAACGGUUGUCCUACUUGACCUCCGCCAGGUUGCCGGCUCACCACAAUUUGCCCGCCUCUCGACCAGCCGCCUUACUUAUGAUGAGCUUCGGCGGCUUUCACCGAUUGAGGCGCCCGCCGGUUGGCGUUUAGUUGUUCAGGGAGGGCGUAAGCGCGAGCAAUACAUCUCUGUUCGAUCCGGGGAGGUUCUAGUUUUCGGGUUCCUUCCCCGUGAGGCUUUCGACCCUGACUUUGAUGCCUUCUCUUCCUCCUCCGAGCAUGAUAGCUCCUCUGAGGGUUCUGAUCGUGACGGAGAGGAGGGCGAUGAGGCCCAUGAGGAGGAGCCCCCAACUGAUGAUGUCAGCACGAGGUCUCGAUCGAGGAAUCGCAGUGACAAGCAUCCCUCCCCCUCGACUGAUCAUUCCUUUCAGGGUUCUUUCCCUGCGGCCGCCCUCGCCGUUUUUGAAGAGAGGCUCUCAGGCCUGGCGGUUUCCGUCUCUUUUCGUUGCAACAUCAAGCCCCUUGUUGCUUCAAUUGCUGCUAUAUGCCGGCCUGAUGCCCUCGUUGGUCUGUUCGGUAGAGCCACGGGCGUUAGGGAUGAUAGCAGCACAACUGCUCAGGCACUGAUGCCAAGCCUUGGCUCUACUGUUUCCCCCAAGACGGUUUUCAGCACCGUCCUAGCUUGCAAAGGGCCAACUGCCCACCGGGUGCCUGAUCCUACUCCUGCGGGUUCCCAGUAUGUGCCCACUGCUGUUGAUCGUUAUCUUGCGGGCCACCCGCUGCGAGACCGGGGUGAUCGUGAGCCUAUCCGUCCUGUGCCGCCUACUUGGUUUCGACCUCGGCCAGAGCCUGUCCCCGCGCAGUUGCCCCCUGCUUUCAUUCAUGGCAUCUUCGUUGUUAUGACGCCGGAUUACAAGCCCGAUUGCCAAGUGCUGGCUCUGCGCACGCCAUGUGCUCUCGAGUUUGCCAUCCGUGAGGUCCAGUCUGUUCGGGCACAGGACGACCGGAGAAGAUUUCCGAGGGUUUUCCCUGCGAUUCCCCAGCCCUCGCGUGAGUACGCUGUGCUCAUAGCCAUGCCGGCUUGGCUCGAUGGUCUUGCCACGGUUGUGUUCGACUGCCGACAAUGGAGCGGUAAGCUCUUUGUUGGGCAGGUUCCUAGUGAGUUGACUCGUGAGGACCUCCUUGCAGCCGCGGGAUGUGGCGUGGGCGCCUGGCUCUUUGUUGCGACGUCAACCGUCGAUGGUGUCCUAUACCUCGGACAAACUGUCCGUCUGUUUGAUGGGGCUGUCGUCCGGAUCUCCCCUUUCCCUUCUGACCCGGUGCGUGGUCUGUUGCUUGAGCAGAUGCUCCGCAGUGCUGACAUGUGGAAUGCCAAUGCUCAACUUCCCUUUUCUUACGCCCCUGCAAUCUGGUUGCUUUCUGAUGGUGUGCAUAUACGCCUUGACGUUGCCAGCGCCCAUGUGCCCAUCCGCAGCUCUGAGGUUGCGGCUGCUCUGGAAUGCGACCCAUCCCUCAUUGCGCUCAAACCCAUCCAGCCCCCCGUUGCUGAUCAUGACGCUCGAGGCUGGGGGUCCAGUGCUGUCGUCAUUGCCACCACGCAAAUACCUCGAUACCGGGACCCAGGUGAUCUGCCCGUGGCAGUGGCCUUUGACCAAAGGCCUAUUCUGCAGGGCCUUGCCUGGCGCCUUGAGCUUUCGCGGAUGCUGUCCGUUCAGGAGCUCACGGCGCGCUAUGCGCAUUUAUGCCCAUCGGACCUUUGUGUGGCCUUUUCGGGUGUUGAUCCGGUUGCACUGCCAGAGGGCGCCGCCUUCGACUUGUGCGACGGCCUUUGCAUUACGGUCGACUUUGUGUUUAUCGACCACCCUGCAGAUACCGAGUCCAGUUCUGCCCUGACUAGUAUCACUACCGACGGCCAUGAAUCUUCCGGGGACGACACUCACAGCAGUGGGUCUUCCUGCACCUCCUCCAGGUCUCGCCACACCUCUCCAGGGGCUGAGGUAGGCCCAGCAGCUGAUAACGCAGCAUUGCAUGGGGGAGGCCGCACUCGAGCUCCCCUGCCUGCUGGAAAUGAUGCAACCGUCAGCCGAGCGAAACCAGAUCCAUAUGGACGCGAUGAUCGAGCUCCUUUUGACCACGAGCUUCCUGGCCCGCUGACUCCAGUCUGUUGCAGUGAGCCCUGUCAUGGUGCUCCCUGCCCGGACCCCCUGGUUCGGGCUGGAGUUGAAGACCAGCCCUUGUGUGCGGCUUCUCCCCCACCGCCCUGCCUGCGAGCCAAGCUCCUGGUUGGGCCUGCCACCACCGAAGGUUCCCGGACGGAUGCCCUGUCGCUGUUGCGCGAUCUCGCGCGCGAUAUCGGUCUCGCAUGGAGGUAUGCCGACGCAGCCAGCAUUGAGGAGCGGCUGCUUCUUGCCCCCCCCAUGCUUGCCGACGAAGAUGCCGCUUUCCCGGUGAUGCUCCCUCUUUCGUUUGCCAUCCUUACGCCGGGGUACACUCAGGAGAAUGUCUCCGUCUCUGUUCACAUUCCUGCCGAGGAGGAUCAUGUGUUGCAGCUGUUGCAGGCCGAGCGCGACUCACAUAGGCAGAGAUGCUUUCCUGUUCUGGUGCCCGCUCUGCCUCAACCCUCUGACCGUUGGGGUCUGGUUCUUGCCCUCCCUCUGUGGGACCCGCAGGCCUCCGUUGUUAUCCUUGACGCGAGGUCAUACGAUGGCAGGCUUUUUGCGGCGCAAUGUGCACCCUUUGUUUCCAGGCGCUCGAUCCUCUGGCUUGCAGGGAUCCCAGAAUCCUCGCGUGUCAACGUCUGGAACUUCUUUGAGGACAACCCACUCCCGGAUUUUCAUGAAUGCCGGAUCUUUCCGGGACAGUGCCUAACAAUCUGCGAUUGGGCAGCUCCACGGCCGGAGACUUUCUUUUUGAAGUCCCUGCUCCGCCAGGCACUGUCAUGGGCACCCACUACGGCCUUUCCUCCACAGGUCGUGGCACCCUGCUACUGCUGUGCCACCUUGCGAGGGCACUCGCUUUUUACGGCCAAUCCUGCUGCGCCUUGGACAUUCCGCAGUGAGUUGGCGAGCCUUUGUGGGGUUUCUGUCGACCGACUUAAUCUUGUGCCCACACGACCAAGGAUAAACGACUGCGCGGUGUACGGCCAUGUCUGCCGUGCUGUCCUCGCUGUCGGCGGUGCCAACAUACAUGCCGAUGGUGUGUCUGCCUGUGCAGUUGUCAUUGACUGUCGGCCUCUGUUGCAGGGAUGGCACUAUCGUGAAACCACGGGGUCUCUUGAUUUCGAUGCCUUGGAAGCCGAACUCAGUGAAUUUGCGCCCCUGUUUUGGGAGGUCGUGCUCACCGAUCGGCCUGCAGGCCCUGGUCUUCACGAAGUUACAGCUGGGCAGCUUUACACUGCCGUGUAUCGCGCUCGGCGCGAAGACCUUUUCUUCGAUGGGCCUGUGCCGGAAGUCGCGUCCGACCGGUCUCCUGAUGAGGCGUCCUCUUCUGAUAGCGGAGCCGGCAGCCCUCGGUCGCCAGGGUCUUCCCGUGGCACCACUUCCGGGAGAGAACAGCCUAGGAGCCAUAAUGAGAGCCCCAACCAGCCCACUGGGCACGGAGAUGUGAGGAACAUGUGUGGUCGCGCUGGCAAUGCUCAAGAUGCCCUUUGCCCGGGCGCCUGCGGCUUCACCCCUGUUACCCUGCCUCCUGCUGUGCGUCGCAGCUUCCGCCUUCUCUCAGAUGAUGCCGUUUGUGUCAAUGAGCUUGGGGGACGGGGCUGUCGGCGUUCUGCUGUGGUUGUGCUCCCGUCCUACCUCAGGCUAGCGGCCGUCAUUGUCGGCCUUUGUGUUCAGCCGGGCACCGCGGUGCAAUUGCCCAGUUACCCUCGAGAGCCUGAUAUGUUGGCCUCUUUGCAACCCUCUGGCGGACCUUCUGUAUCUGUGUCUGUAUGCAAAGAUGGCUCCAGGGAAGCCGUGCACAGUGAUCUUGCACCACCUCGGCCGCUUCCGACACCAUGCCGGGCCUUGCCUGCCGGACCCGCACCUCUUGGUGAUGUCUCGCGGCCCGUGCCUGCCGGGCUGCCAGCAGCUUUGGGCGUCCCCGCUACAGAGGACCUUGUUUUGCAGCCUGAUUUCGACCCUCUGUUCACGCUUCUAUGGGAGAGCUCCCGUCACCCAGAGUGCCAGGCCUUCUUCCUUGCUGCAACUUUGCUUGAAGCUUGCCACGAGCAUUUCCAGGCUGCUAAGGUCGUCGUUCCCCGUUGGCAACUUUCCCUGUGCAGUGCCAUCCCAGUUUGUGCUCCAUCUGGUGAUGCUAACUGGAACUGGAACUUUUGGGAGCAGCUAGGGGAGACACUUCAACCGCACCCGUGGUGCCCUGCUGACCUCCCCGACUUGCUGCAGCUUCGAGUGCACGAACAGCUCGCACUUGGGCCCUAUAGCUUCCCAUGCACACGUGGCCAGAUCCAACAUUUUCUGCAGCCUACGUGUUCUCCGGGGGAUGGCUACGACCUUGCUUUUGCCAUCAGCCAGCGUGACCUGCACGCCUGUCGCGAGCUGCAAUUUCGGCCGUCCGAUUUUGUCUCCAACGACAUUCACUGCUUCACUGAUGGAUCUUUCGAUGCCUCAGCGCCUCAACCUGAAGCCUCGUGUGCGUGGGCAUGUUUCUUUAUUUCGCCCGCAUCUGGCUCCUGUGCGGCCUUGUCGGGACGAGUCCCCGCUUGGGCCUUUCCUGAGGAUAAACCAUCGGCCUUUGUUGCUGAGUGUUUCGCCCUGAUUGCGGCCGCCUGGUUAAGCCUCACCAGAUAUCAUCACUCGCCGACUGUCAUCUGCUCAGACUGCUUAUCGGCUCUAGGAAUCUUCCAGGGCACAUAUGGCGGUGCGUCCGCCGGUGUUGCAGCUGUGCUGCGCAGCCUUGGCCUUCUCUGUAGGGACCUGUCACCCAGUGGCAUCCCGGCCCGCCACGUCCGUGGACACCAAGGGUGCUUGGGCAAUGAACUGGCAGACUGUCUCGCUCGGGGUGCCGCUACGGGUCGCCCCUGUGGCCAUCUGGCAUGGACCCUCGGCCAUGGUGGUACGACGGAGGCUCUCCUCUCAGUUGGGCAGCACUUGUGGCGCCUUUCCUGCCAGUUCCAGCCUCCUCCACCUCCGCCAGUGACGGACGAUGGGGUGCUGUUGCGGAAGGCCUUGCCUUUCAAGCGGAAGGCAAACGAUGCCUACGCCUCACUGCUGACGCUUGCAUUGUCGUGCAUCGUGACCCCCGGCGGCUCCUUCUACUCUUCAGGGGGUGAUAUGAACGCCUCCCUUGGCUCGGUCCUUUCAGAUGCCGUAGGGGACCAUGCCGCCGAAGUUCAAGAUGACUCCGGAGCACUGCUUGCCUCUUUCUUGUGCUCUCAUCAGCUCUGGUUGCCGUGCACCUUUUCCUCCUGCCACAGCGGCCCCUCAGGCACUUAUGUGCAGAAGCGUAAUGGUGCUUUGUCCAGAAUCGACUUUGUCGCCUGUCCGACAGCGUGGCAGAGUGGCUGCGUGAGGACCUGGACCGACUCGACCUUGCAUGUGGGACAGGCCACAGUUGACCACAUUGCGACCUGCUGCCAGAUUGAUCUCUCAAUGAACCUGUCAGGCCCUGCGCGAGCUACGGCCCAUCGGCGUUUUGAUGGGAGGGCCAUGCUGACGCCCCAGGGGCGGGCGGCUGUUGAGCAGGUCUUCCAGCAUGCUCCGCUUAUUCCCUGGUCAGCAUCUCCCCACGCUCAUGCAGCCACUUUGGUCAAUUACCUCCAGGGUGCCCUCACUGAUGCCUUCCCCCUGCGCCCUGGCCGUCGUCACCGGUCUUAUCUGACUGACGCCACGUGGGCGCUACAUGCAGAGGUGGCGCGCUUGCGUAAAGCCUGCACCCGAGUCAAAAGCGCAUUGCGAUUUCACUUCCUUGCUGCAGCCUUCCAGGCUUGGGCGUGCGCCGAUGGCCGCAUUCUCCUGCGCAUGCUCGACUCUGCUUGGACCCGAGAGGCGCAUGUUGCCGGCGCUUUUUACAGCCGCCAUCUCGGUGCCGUGUCUGGCCAGCUGAAGUCUGCAUGUAAGCAGGACCGAGCCACAUACUUCAGUGGUCUUGCAGAUGAUGUGCAGAGGGAUGAUCCCCACGCUAACAAGGCCAUCCAGCGUUUGAUGGGACUUAAGCGGCGGAAGCCCUUUCUGCCUGAUGUUUUGCCUAUGUUGCAAAAGGAGGACGGCAGUCUAUGCAAGACCCCCGAGGAAAUUGUCCUGCGUUGGCGGGAGCACUUCCGUCAACAGGAAGAUGGCUUCGAUGCCAGGCCAGAAGACUUGCCGAACCUACCUGCCCAUAGUGGCAGUCUGGUUGGUCCCUCCUUGCUCGAGGAUCUUCCCUCGCCUGACGUGCUUCUCCAGGUUAUUGCCGCCUCUCACAAAGGCAAAGCCGCGGGCCCCGAUGGGUUGCCUGCUGAAAUCGGGCAUGCUGCCCCUCAGGGGCUAGUCCGGUUACUGAUGCCUCUCCUGUUGAAGGUUGGCUUACACUGCGAGGAGCCCAUUGGGUUUAAAGGAGGUACCCUGAGCAAGCUCUACAAGGGCAAAGGGGACACCUCCCAGUGUGCUAGCUACAGGGCCAUCAUGCUCCUACCGACGCUGGCUAAGUUCCUGCACAAGGCCUUCCGACCGGGUCUAUACGAUGUCUUCAGCAGCAAUGCCGCGCCGGCCCAGCUUGGCGGGCUUAAACGGACAUCUGUUGUGUUAGGAUCGCACCUUACCAGGGCCUUUCACAGAUUCUGUACCGGCACUGGCGUAACGAGUGUUGUGCUCUUCGCCGAUGUGGCAUCUGCUUACUAUUCUGCUGUCCGAGCCCUGACGGCGCGCAAACACGGCACUGAGCGUGAUGAGAAUGUGCCCCGCCUAGCUGACCGUGCACAUCUUGAGGAGGCCCUUUCUCAACCCUCCGCCAUGACCCAAUCUCAGGCCUCGCCUUGGAUCGAGACGCUCACGGCCGAGCUGAACAACAACACCUGGAUGUGCCUUGCGGGCGAUUCUCACCCAAUUGUCACCCGCCAGGGAUCGCGACCGGGCUCCAGCUUUGCAGAUUUAUUUUUCGGAGUGACAGUGCCCCGUAUGCUGCACUGGAGGGAUGCGGCGAGGCCCGAUGUGGGUGCCCAUGGACACCACUUCGAGCAUUCGCCCGUUGUGUACUGGGAUGGUCUGUGCGACCUCUCCCCGCCAACCACCGAUCCUGCACAAUGGCAUGCCUCUACUCGUUUGUCUGAUGUGAUCUGGGCCGAUGAUCUGGCGAAAUGCAUCAUCGUGCCGGAAGCUAAGGACGCGGCCUUUGCCACUGCAUCGGAGUGCGGCCUUUUAGCCGACGCCUUCUAUGCUCACGGCUAUGACCUAAGUUUCGGACCCACUAAGACAGCUGCGAUUGUGGUUCCGCGUGGAGCUGGGUCCCGUCGGGUUCGUAGGGCCCUCUUUGGAGAUAAGCCGGUACUCCAGGUCAUGAGGGAGGAGCAAGGUGCCGCUCUUCUUCCCUUAGUGACGUCCUAUCGUCACCUGGGGGUCAAGGUUACCUCCGCUAUGUCUCUGAUGGCUGAGUUGAGGCAUCGUGCUGCGCAUGCGUGGUCCGCAUUCCAGCAGGGGCGUACCAAGGUCUUUCGGACCGGCCGGAUCGCUCUGCGUCGGAGAGGCUUGCUCUUGUCAACGCAUGUCAUGACCAAGCUGCUCUUUGCAGCAGGCGCAUGGCCCGCUCUCAGUAAGGGCGAACACGCCUUCUUCUUCAGGACGGUCCUGGCACUCUACCGACAGACACUCGCGAUUCCCCAUGGAGGGGACCAACACCUUACCCAUGCGACCAUCUGUGCCUUGAUUGGUCAGCCGCCGCCUGAGGUUUUGCUCCUGACUGAGCGUGCUCGGUAUUUGCUCCAAGUGGUUAAUGCAGCGCCUCCCCAACUGUGGGCCCUCAUUCGGCGCGACCCGCCGUACAUCGCUUACUUGAGGGAGGCCCUGCUCUGGGUCCACAAUUGGGUGAGAGCCACCUCCAAGCUCGGUGACCCCGACACUGCGUGGCCGGACUGGGAGCACUUGCUCCGUCACCGCCCGCACAUCUUCAAGGCUUAUGUCAAGCGAGCUCGUGGCCUGGAGCUCGCUCGCACUUCUUGCUAUGCCGCGUUACAAGCGGUCCGGCGAUCGCUUGAGCAGUUAACGGGAGGGGACCCUGCCCCUGCCAACACUGCGCCCCGGUACCCUGAAGCGUGCCUUCAAUGCAAGAUUGCGUUUCCUAGUCGGACUGCAUGGGCUUGCCACGCCUCCCGUCUGCACGCGUAUCGUGCGCCAUCCACACUGCUUGUCGCGGGGUGUACCAAGCCGCUUUGCCAGGCAUGUGGGAAGCUUUACGCUACUGUUGGGAGGCUUAAGCGCCAUCUAGCUGCGUCGGCGCAGUGCCGCCGCGGGUGGGGUGCCUUUAAGACGGCUUUGACCUCCUUGCCUGAGGCUCAUCCCGAGGCGCCCCCCUUGCUCGCCCCGGGUGACUGGAGCCCCUUUGAGCUCGAGCUCGACCCCGCCUGGGCCCAUCCUGGCCUGCUUACUGUGCUGCAAGGGUUCGACUCGCCCGCGCAGGAACAGGUCUGGGAUGCCGUGGUUGAGUUUGUUGAGCCCCUCGAGGUAUUACGUAAUACCCUCGAUGCAUGGCAGAAGGCGCCCGGCCCGCUGCAGGAUCCGGACGCAGUGGCGGCUCUUUCCGCGGAUGUGCGGUUGUUGCUCGAUCCGGAUUUGUGGUGCGAGGAUUUUCGAGCCCCCAAGCACCCGCCUGCCCCUGCAGUUGUGUGCCCGCCGCUGCCCUCCUCUGGUCCAGGAAGGCUUGGCUUUGUGCUUUCCGGGCCUGUGCUUUCCACCUGUAUUGGCGAGCCGCCGUUGAGGGAUUUUGUCUAUCCCUUCCGUGCCAGCGUGCCUUUGGCCGCCGCGCGCAGGCAAGUUGACUGGCUUGAGGCUGCUUGCGAUGUCAUCGGUACUGCCCUCCAGCAGUCCCUUUCGCACCCUGUCGCCAUCCGCCUUUCUGUCACUGCCCAGAAGUGCCUGGAUCCUCUCCCGGCAUGGCUCGCAUCAGGUGGUUUUCGGGUUGAGUCUGACUGCAUCUGCUCUCCUUCGGAUUGA